Staurois parvus is the source of this 388-nucleotide messenger RNA. Lineage: Eukaryota; Metazoa; Chordata; Amphibia; Anura; Ranidae. The record is from the annotation of a GenBank genome assembly.
AAGAAUGAAAGGGUUGGACCAGGGACAGUCAAGCUGGGGAUGAAUGGGCUAGAAUAUGCUGGAGGUCCUCCAGUCAGGAAAUGAGGAGAGGAGCCGCUACACCUGUGCAAGACUGAAGGGGAGGAGCCGGUACACCUGUGCAAGACUGAAGGGGAGGAGCCGGUACACCUGUGCAAGACUGAAGGGGAGGAGCCGGUACACCUGUGCAAGACUGAAGGGGAGGCGCCAGUACACCUGUGCAAGACUGAAGGGGAGGAGCCGGUACACCUGUGCAAGACUGAAGGGGAGGCACCGUACACCUGUGCAAGACUGAAGGGGAGGAGCCUGUACACCUGUGCAAGACUGAAGGGGAGGAGCCAGUACACCUGUGCAAGACUGAAGGGGAGGC